CAGCAGCGGGUGGCGAUACGUGUAGCAGACACAUGCAGCCGCGUCGUCUUCUUCUCCAACUGUUGUGUCUUGCUGGAAGACUCGAGGAGGGCCGCUCGCUCCGAAGCGACGGAUGAACCUGUCACAGAAGGCACGUUGCUGGUUUACACGGCAUCCCAGGCGACAACAGCGAGCCCGCACGCCACCAGGGGCACCUGCGCGCUGUCCGCAGAAGUGCGCCUGUUAUCGCCGGCGGGCUGUAGCGGCUGCUGCCGCUAGCGCGCCGCCGACUCGCUCGUUUGCGACUCGUGCACCCUACAUCGCGCGGCCGCGCACGUCGCCGCCUUGACAUGUCCUUGCGGUGGCGUAGCCUGGCCUCGCGCUCCCGCCUGGGCUCCGGGCCCGGAGGCGACGGGCCAUGGGAGCCCGACGAGUGCGUCAAGCUGCUCGCGAACCCCGACCUGACGCGGCUCACGGUCGUCAAGCGCGAGCUGGGCCGAGCCAGUUCGUCGUGGAUGACGCGCUUCUUGGAGCUCGACGGCCUGGAUGCCCUGUUCGGCGCUUUGGACGCGUUCAGCGGUCACCACGAAGCGUCGUUCCAGGACGCCGUGCUGCAACUGCACUGCGUCGAGUGUUUGCGCGCUCUGAUGAACGCGCGCACAGGACUGGACCACAUCGUGAGGCAGCCGCGUUACACCCGCAAGUUGGCGGAAGCGUUGGCCAGCCCGAACCGUGUGGUGCGCAAGCAGGUGCUGGAACUCCUGUCUGCCGUGUGCGUCUACGCUCCGGGCGGCCAGGUUCUGGCCCUGGACGCGCUCGACCACGUGCGCGCCUCGACGGGCGGGGAGCACCGCUUCAGCGUGCUCGUGGACGAGCUGUCGCACCCCGAGGUGCUGCCGUACGCCGCCACCGUGCUCGCCUUCAUCAACUGCGUGCUCAUCAGCACCGACGACUUCCGCGAGCGGCUGCGCCUGCGCAACCAGCUUCUGGGCUUGGGCUUCCUGGAGUUGGUGGAGCCGCUGCGUCGUUCCGGGGACGACGAGUUGUUCAUCCAGUGUCACGUGUUCGAGACCACUCGCGAGGCGGACGACGAGCACGCGCUCAGCCUCGGACUCACCGCCUCGGGAAACCAUUACGACGCAUUCGCCGCCGUCAUGAACAAGGUAUAUGGCAAGCCGCAGUCCAUCGCUUUCCUCAUGCUCCUGCGAAAUCUCGAGAAGCUCGACCCCGAUGACACGGCUAGCCACCUUGCCUGGGAACUGCUGGAGCGGCUGUCGCUGCAGCUGAGCUCGGGUCCCGUGCUGCCCCUGUACAACGCGAUGGGACCCAAGCUGACCCCGGCACCUUUGGAGCUGGCAGCCAUGGAGCGGCUGGACAACGGCCGCCACCGCGGUGGAAGCGAAUGCGACUCCGAUGUCUUUGCCGAGUGCUCCCCGCCACAGCCUAAGAACAGGCUGAACAUUUUCAAGUUCAUCACUCAGGGUUUCAAGAAGGGCUCAGCACGUGGUCCUACGGGCGUGCAGGUCUCCAAUCUGUCACGGUCCACGUCGUUUAGGUCGAAGUCUAAUCAGUCGCGGAGGUCUUCUCAGCCCUCACCCGUAGUUCGGAGGAGCCAGGAGCUUAUCGGUGUCGAGCGGAGCAAGUCGACAAGCGUCAAGAAGCAUAGCAUCGAAGGCUCGCUCCAGCGAUCGUCAUCGCGCUCGACGCAGCUGACACGCUCCUCUGUGCAUCAAUCGUCGACCGAUGGCCAGCCGCCGGCUGUCCCGACUGUGUGUAAGACAUCGCCUGAAGUCCUGGGUCGCCCGGGCCUCAAUGGCACCGGACGCCUAUUGCCUUUGUCAUCGAGUGAGCCUCAAGGACCCAAAGGAGCUCAAGCUUCACCUGUCAAUGGAGCUCCACCGCCACCGCCACCACCUUCACUGUCAGGUAUGCAGAACCCUCAAGGUGAUGGUCUGGAAACCGAAAUUACGCCGUCCAAGGCGACGCAACUCCAAGCAGCGCCACGUGGAUCGGCUUCUCCCGGUCCUUUCCACACGUUGCCUAAGCCGCAGCAGAAGAUGAAGACUCUCAACUGGACUAAGGUGCCAGAUACCCUUGUAUGUGGUGGCAAGAGUAUCUGGAGCGACGUCACCAAGGAAGCCCAGGAAGAGCACGUUGAACGAAAGCUCAACUUUAAACAGCUCGAAGAGCUCUUCUGCCAAAAGACGGCCACCACAGCGCAACCGAAGGUGCCACCAGACAAGAAGAAAAAACGGGAGCCAGCACUGCUUAGCCUCCUGGAUGGAAAGAGGAGCCUCAAUGUCUGCAUCUUCCUCAAGCAGUUCAAGCGGGGCCCUGAACAAAUUGUCGACAUGAUUCGAUCUUGCAAGUCUAAGGAAGUUGGCGCUGAACGCUUGCGAAUGUUGCAGAAGAUACUACCAGAGCCAGAUGAGUUGAGCAUGCUGCGGUCAUACACGGGUGAUCGGAGCAAGCUGGGCCAGGCGGAGCAGUUCUUCCUGAUGCUGGGCGACUUGCCGCUGUAUGCCCUUUACGUGGACGGCAUGCUCCAGAUGGAGGAGUUUAGGCCGAGCGUCGAUGCACUGAAGCCACAGCUGGACAACUACAUUGGCGUCUGCCAGGAGAUACUGACCAAUCGCAGCCUCAAGGAGUUCCUCAAGCUCAUUCUCAUCACCGGAAACUUCAUCAACUCGGGCAGUUACGCGGGCAACGCAUUUGGUUUCCGGCUGAACACGCUUCCGAAGCUACUCGAGACCCGCUCGAACAAGCCGCGCAUGACACUUCUUCAUUUUCUAGUCGAAAUCGCUGAAAAGGAACAGGCACAGACGCUGUCUUUCACCAAGGAUCUUCGACACCUCGCCCAGUGUUCCAGGCUGUCUCUAGAUGGCAUGCGAGCAGAACUGAAACAGCUGUCUACUGGCAUUGAGAAGCUCGAGAGACAUCUUCCCCAAGGCGACGCUGCCUUCAAACAACACUUCGGUGCCUUCAUCACGGCGGCCAAGGCACAGCUGAGUGAACUAUCUUCGAGCUUCGAGCAAAUUGGACAGCUCUCACGGAGGCUAGCUGAGCACUUUUGCGAGGAAGAGAGCCGCUUCUCAGUCGAAGAGUGCCUGCACAUCUUCAACAACUUCUGCGAAAAAGUCAAGCUGGCGCAAAAGGAGAAUGAAGAGCGAAGGCAGCUGGAGGAGCGAGCCGAGAAGCUCAAGAUCACACGGAUGGGCACGGACCAGAGCAAACCAGGAUACGCAAAGAAGCCGGCUGCCUCCUUUGUAGAGGAGGAGUGCAUCGUCGACCGCCUUCUCGCCGAAAUACGUCGGGGAAGCUUCAAGCUACGCAAGACGCCCGCUUGACACAGUGCGGAUGACAGCGGGCGCAGGAGACUCAAAAUUUUAUUGUUUUUGCUUCGUGGUUUUUAACAAAUA
Messenger RNA from Rhipicephalus microplus (southern cattle tick), 3398 nucleotides. RefSeq names its product inverted formin-2-like. The record is from RefSeq and is a predicted model, not a curated record. Gene Ontology annotation, biological process: actin cytoskeleton organization. Gene Ontology annotation, molecular function: small GTPase binding; actin binding. Lineage: Eukaryota; Metazoa; Arthropoda; Arachnida; Ixodida; Ixodidae.